Symbiodinium sp. CCMP2592 is the source of this 723-nucleotide messenger RNA. NCBI's taxonomy places the organism in Eukaryota, Dinophyceae, Suessiales, Symbiodiniaceae. The record is from the annotation of a GenBank genome assembly.
AUGUUUCUCAAAGCCGAAGGGAGCCCAAAGUGUGUCGUGACCGGUGAGCCCAUCGCUUUCUUCCCCUAUGUUUGUGUGGCUUUGCAUCACUAUAUGUUGGAGACCUACAAGAAUGACUUGAAGGGUCGGAAGGCCAUCGAAGAGUCCAUCCUGGCUCGCUACGGCAUGAAUGUUCCGAUGGUCACUGAGAGUCCUGAAGAGGAGGGCGAUGAAGGCUUUAUGGAGGAGUUCUCGUGCGCUGUGAGCGGCGAGCUUGCGUACGAGCCCUGCUGCCUCUCCAGCGGAACAAUUGUCAGUGCGCGGAACAUCCCGAGAGGUGGCUUCAAGAAGGACCCGAAUCGACUGAUUGCAUGCGCUUUGCACGGCCAGGCACCUAAGCCAAGCAACGUGCUGGCACUGAUGAUCAGGACCAAAUUCCCCAGCGAGUAUAAGGCUGCUGAGACCAAGGCGAACAGCUCAGGUGUGGAACUGAUUCAGCAGCCGGUCUUCCGAGAAUUUGCGGCCGACGCGCAGGUCCACUUUGGCCUAGGCUGCGACGGCUGCGGGCUCUGGCCCAUCCGCGGCCCGGCUUACGAGGACGUUGAUAUCAGGAGUUCCGUGGGAUUCCACGUAUGUGAGCCCUGCUACCAGCUGGGUUACCAGAAGCGCUGCCUUGGAGGUCGGUUCAACCAAGGGCACAUGCCGAUGAACACCAUGGCGCUCGUGAUGUUCGGCGAGUUCUGA